AUAAAAAUCUCAUGUAUUUAUGUUAUUUAUACAUAAACACUUGUUUUGUAAAAGAAUAAACAGAGAGAAUAAACCACACACGCACACGUUAACUGUGUUCGUCGCUCUUCGUGAGCGCGAACGUUAAGAAACCAUAUAUCAUUUUCAUCACAAUUUUCAGUUCUCUUACUGUGUUCGUAAAAUCGAAUGACGGCAGUAACUUUCUUCGUACAUUUAUUUUUUUUUUUUUUCAUCAUGCGUUGGCCUUUUUUUUUGGUGAUUUUCAUUAUUAUUCCUUGGAUAGCGGUACUAAACUUGUUUGCUACACAUUUUUAUGUAAAGUCAGUUUCUAAAGUUCAAACAAUUAGCCUAUCAAAUCCAUGGACAUUAGUAACUCGAAAUAAUGCACGUCUGAUAAGAUUAUAUAAAAAAUAUAAUUUAUUAUUAAAUUUGACAGCAUUUAAAACAAAUUAUUUAUCAAAGAAAACGAUAAUUUAUUCUUGUGCAUCAUUUUGUGGUGGUUGGGGAGAUCGAUUGCGUGGUAUUACAUCUGUUUAUAUUCUUGCUUUAUUAACUAAUCGUCGUUUUAUGAUUGAUAUGAAUUAUCCUUGUGACAUUUUGACAGUGAUUCAACCCAAUUUUGUUAAUUGGACAUAUGUUAAACACAAUAAAUCGGAAAAACGAACUCGCUUGUUUAUUAAUACGAUGCCUUCAUGGCAGAAAACAUAUCGAACUAGUAUAUCAAAUAUGAUUCAAUCAACGGAUUUCGUUAAAACUUGGUUACCAUAUGAUGAUAUAGUUAUAGCAACAAAUAGCGACUAUAUGACACCAGCACUUCGUAAUAGUUAUAUGCUAAAUAAAACUCGACAAUUACUUGGUCGAAUUCCUGUAUCGCAAGCUACAAUGCAAACAUUAUUUGCUCUUAUUUUCGAACUUCUUUUCAAACCUUCUGUAGCUGUUCGUAAUCGAGUUGAUUCUGUACUAGUUAAUUCUCGUCAUCGACAUCUUAUUUGUUUGCAUAUUCGCAUUGGUAAAAAUCCAACAAAUCCUUUUGAUCAUUCGUUUACAGCUCGAGCAAAUACAACAAAAGCAAUGAUAAAGUUUAUUGAUAAUUAUCUAUUAAAUAAAUCUUCAUCACUUGUUUUCGUUGCAGCUGAUAGUGGUCAAGCUGUAUCAGAUAUUUUACGUCAUUAUCCAAAAUCAUCAAUGACAAUUACUGGUCCUAUUUUACAUAUUGAUCGAUUUGAUUCGCAAUCACCCACUAUAUGUGAUGGAUUUAUUAAAGUUAUUGCCGAUUUUUAUCUUUUAGGCGAAUGUAAAACAUCACUUUUAUCAAAUAGUGGAUUUUCAUCAUGGGCUAAUCGACGGAGAGAAAACCCAAAUGAAGAAUUGUACUAUUAUAAUGAAAAAUUAGAAGAAAUGAGGAAAGUUAAUUAA
This is a messenger RNA of Rotaria sp. Silwood2, 1416 nucleotides long. The record is from the annotation of a GenBank genome assembly. NCBI's taxonomy places the organism in Eukaryota, Metazoa, Rotifera, Eurotatoria, Philodinida, Philodinidae.